Chironomus riparius is the source of this 1862-nucleotide messenger RNA. The record is from the annotation of a GenBank genome assembly. Lineage: Eukaryota; Metazoa; Arthropoda; Insecta; Diptera; Chironomidae.
GAAAUUGAAUGAAAAUAAAAAGGAAAAACGUGAGAGAGGAAUUGAGAAUUGCCGAUGAAAAAUCUUUCUUGUGUAAACAAAAUUAAUUGAACAUUCGUUUAUUGGAUCAUCUGUGAAGUGUACACACAGUCCUUAUUUUUCAUUUCGAGAAGUAACAAGAUAAAAAAAAAUAAUAAAGAGAAAAGAAAAGUGAAAAAUUCUUUGGAGGCAAUUAAGUGACUUUUUUUUUGCAAGAUCCACAAAAAGAAGAAGAAAAAAAUAAAUACAAUCAUAAAUUAAGUGGAAAUGGUUCAAGAACUCCAGCCACAAACAGUACCAGAAGAAUUUUUUAAUCUUACACAACUUGCGGAAGUGACAUUGAUAGCUGGCAAGCUGAGUACAACUGACAUAAAUGAAAUCAGAAACUACAUAAAUAAGUCGGAAAAUUGUCACGAGAGUUGUGAUAGAAAUGAGAUGGAAAACAUUCGAGUAUUGUCGCAUUAUAAUGAGAAGAACAAUAGCUACGAGUCAACAAAAAAGAAAUGGAAAAACAAUUGGGAAAAUUUUAAAGAUCAGGAAACGCUUUACGAGAAUUUAAAUUAUACAAAUCAUAGAAAUAAUAAUCAAAUAUUGAAUGAGAACUCUCCAUCAUCAGUUUCGCCCAAGACUUAUGCAUUUCUUUCUUCUUCCUGCUCAUCUGUUUCAUCUGAUUGCGAUGAUGACUCAACUAAAAGCCUUUUGAGUUAUUCACACAAAGUGUUUGAUAGAAAAAAGCAGCGAUCGUUUAAACAAUCAUCGACGGAGAGUGAAUAUGAAUUUCAUUUUGAGUGUCAACGACCACCUUACAUUUUACAAAAUUUUAAAGACACAUCAUGUGAUAUUGAACCACUUAAGGCGACUGAUCCGACAGACGAGAUUAAGGAUGAAAAAUUUUUGACUGAUGGAAGCUUAAAUGAAAGUCAUGAUUCAAAUUCUGAUAAUAAAUGUGAUGAUCACAUGUGUCCUGAAUGUGGAAAGAAAUAUUCAACAAGUUCAAACUUAGCACGUCAUCGACAGACACACAGAUCAUUGCAAGACAAAAAGGCCCGACGUUGUCAAAUUUGUGGAAAAGUUUAUGUCUCGAUGCCGGCUUUUAGUAUGCAUGUUAGAACGCAUAAUCAGAAUUGUCAGUGCCCACAUUGUGGAAAAUCAUUUUCACGUCCAUGGCUGCUUCAAGGACACAUUCGAACACAUACAGGAGAGAAACCGUUCAAAUGUAAUCAAGAUGGAUGUCAAAAAGCCUUUGCUGAUAAGAGUAACCUAAGAGCACAUGUACAAACGCAUUCUAACACAAAGCCACAUAGCUGCAAUGCCUGUGGAAAGAGAUUUGCAUUAAAAAGUUAUCUUUAUAAGCAUGAAGAGUCAUCAUGUAUGAAAAAUAAGACAGAAGGAAAGGUGAAGCAGAAAAGAAGUGUAAAAGGACGAAAAGAUUCACAAAGUUAUGACAGCAGUAAAAGUUCACAGGAGAAGUCACACGAAAUGAUUCUUAAGAAUCAACAAAGUGCAUUUGUGAAAGAAAAGAUUAAAUCAAUAUUUGAAGACAGAAUCCAGAAUCACAUUGAGAAUGGCGAAAAGAAGACAUUUAUAACAUUGAAACCACGACAGGAACUCGAACUGUCUGGUUGUGGCAAUCCAAUUAUAGAAAAUCGAAUAAGUGUUAUUCGGUCCGUCUCAUCAUUUUUAAUAGAGCAACAAUGUGACCAAAAUUUAUGUACUCCUGUAUCAUUUCAGUAUGUAAGUGAGCAAGCAGCCAACAUAUGAACAUGAAUAAUUUUUUUUACAUAUUUUUUUCUUGCAUUAUAAUCAAGUAGCAUCAUUUUUCAUUUUAUGAAACAUGUGACGAG